AUGGAGGCGCCGUUUUGUCACACGCUCGGUCAAGUCGUGCACAACCGCAGGCAGACACCAAUGAAAGCCCUUUUUGCAAACGAAGGUCUCGUUGUGAAGCCAUGCCCCGACUACCUGCUUCGGGGCGACGCUAACGUCCUCACACCUAUCGUACACUCUCCACAGCCGAGACAGCAGUGGCUGCACGACACCGCGCAAAAGCCAUCACUAUUGAUGUUACGUCCUCUAAGCUCGACCGCUACAUCGCUGGGCACCACCUCGUCAUGCUCGUCACAUUUACCUACUAUGCCGGCAUCAUUCGCUCUGCGAUUGGGGAAUUCCUAUUUCGUUACUAGGAACGAUAUGUCUCCCGCUAUGCAAGAGCUGAGCGAGGCAGCAAAGGAGGCUGCCAUUAUCGUCUCGAACAAAGUUGGCAUGGACCCAAUCAUCGAUCACCUCUACGCUAUCAUCACCAUCGGAGAAGUCACGACAAAGAUGGAAAGGUAA
Messenger RNA from Fusarium fujikuroi IMI 58289, 486 nucleotides. RefSeq lists its product as uncharacterized. The transcript has 3 exons. Lineage: Eukaryota; Fungi; Ascomycota; Sordariomycetes; Hypocreales; Nectriaceae. The record is from RefSeq and is a predicted model, not a curated record. Bases 1 to 486 code for a protein of 161 amino acids.